AUGCGACGGUGGAAAAAUCUGAUUCCUGUGAAGACCAAGAUUGAACUCGCGCAAUCGCUGCUCCUACCUAUUAUAGAUCAAGCUGAUGUCUGUGUUAUUGACCUCAAUGAUGAUCUAUUAGGCAAGCUCCAACGUCUGCAGAAUCUUUGCAUCAGAUUCAUAUACGGGUUGCGCAAGUUCGAUCAUGUGUCUGAGUAUAGGAGAAGGCUUCAGUGGCUUUCUAUGAAGCAGCGCCGUGAGGAGCACGUUCUCAGUUUCCUUUAUAAUGUACUGUAUGACCCUCGAAGCCCACCUUACCUUAAGGAACGUUUUCGUUUUCUCGGUGAAGAUCACAAUCGCGAACUAAGGUCCAAGGCGGAUAACUUGCUGAAACCUCCCUUCACCCGGGGCGCGCAGAAACACCGCGCGCGCCACCUCAAAGCCUAUACAUUACGUGCAGCGGACGCUCCUGCGUCCACCGCCAAAACCCCAGUUAUAGGGGUUGAAGGAGGGCAUGGUAGUGCCUCCUCAGACGCCUGGCUCUCCUGCGGCGGAUUGGAAGGAGAGUCGUAG
Molecule: messenger RNA, 552 nt
Organism: Hyposmocoma kahamanoa
Lineage: Eukaryota; Metazoa; Arthropoda; Insecta; Lepidoptera; Cosmopterigidae
Exons: 2
Coding region: 1-552 (183 amino acids)
Source: RefSeq, a predicted model, not a curated record